Messenger RNA from Nilaparvata lugens (brown planthopper), 6145 nucleotides. RefSeq names its product thioredoxin, mitochondrial. Gene Ontology annotation, molecular function: oxidoreductase activity, acting on a sulfur group of donors, disulfide as acceptor. The transcript is spliced from 4 exons. NCBI's taxonomy places the organism in Eukaryota, Metazoa, Arthropoda, Insecta, Hemiptera, Delphacidae. Gene Ontology annotation, cellular component: cytoplasm. The coding region runs from base 742 to 1152 and encodes 136 amino acids. The record is from RefSeq and is a predicted model, not a curated record.
UAAAUGACGCAUUUCAUUUUAUAAUUAGUUGAUUGAAGCGGAAUUUCAAAUACGUGUGGUUGUUAUGUUUAGUACGAAUUACAGCCGCUAGGGCUUAUUUGUUGAAGGUUAGCUCUUCAGUUUUGCUUCAACUUUCAACCAAGUAAGUUUCUAGUGAUAACGUCGUCUACCAAAAUAGAACAUUAUAAAUAUUGAUGAAUACUGAAUAGAUCCAAUAAUUAUUGUUUGUAAUACAUCUUGUUUCAACAAAGCUGUGAUCAUGAAAUACUUUAGAAUAGAUUGCAGGUCGUCAUGACCACCCUGUUAUUUGGCACCGGAGUAGGAACGUUUAUUCUGGUGUUAGUCUGGUCAUCAGCUCUAUGUCUUUGCUGCAUAUCACUGAGAACUCACAGAAAUAUUGGGCCAAUUGCCGUUUCAGUGGCUAUACUUGUUAUGCUAGUUCUCUUACUUCUGCCUAGAGGACCCCAGAGUGAGGAGCAAUCCAUACAUAAAGUAUACGACUACCUCUUCGUGUGGCGGGUGAUUCUGGUCGUAGUGCUAGCAUUGUGCACUGUGGUUGCUGCCUGUCUACUGCUUGUUGAGAGUGUAAUGCAGCCCCUGCACGCUCGCCAAAUCAAGGGCUGGACCAUCUGAGACCUGGGCUAUCUGAGACAACCUGACCUCAACUUCUAACAACAACCAACUAUCUCUCGAAAAUAUUCGGCAGCUCUACUUUGCUGUGAUCGGGCAACUGGGUUGAAAAUGUUGGCGGUCUGCAGGCGUCUGGCGUCGAGGCGUAGCAUCCAUCUGGCGGGAGCCACUCAAAAGUCGUUCACAAUCAACGACAACGACCAUUUCGUGCAAAACGUGAUGAACAGCUCGGUGCCGGUCAUCGUCAACUUCCACGCCGAGUGGUGUGAACCGUGCCAUAUCCUCACGCCCAAAUUGAACGAACUGAUCGAGACGCGCGACGACAUAAAUCUGGCAACAGUGGAUGUGGAGAAGUGCGCCGAACUGGUGCACACUUUCGAGGUGAAAGCUGUGCCGGCUGUCAUCGCUAUCAGGAAUGGACUGGUCAUUGACAAGUUUAUCGGACUGGUGGAUGGCGAUAUGAUUGAUAGUCUUAUCAAUAAGCUGUGUCCAGCCAAGGCUAAGAGUGAUAGUCAGACCUGAUUUGGGUAGAGUGGGUGACAUUCAUUUUAGUUGAUCUCGAAUCAGCUGUCUGGGAGGGUCUCAGUUUCUCGAAAUUUCAGUUCGGCUAGUUCCCGUUGCUUUUAGAAAGUCCAGUGGAUAAAGUAUCAUGAUAUUCCAGUUGAUUUCGAAUCAGCUGUUUGGGAGGGUCUCAGUUUCUCGAAAUUUCACUUCGUCUAUUCCCGUUGCUUUCAAAAAUUCCAGUGGAUAUAGUAUCAUAAAUAUUCGAAUAAUAUCUCAGUUGAUCUCGGAUCAGCUGUUUGGGAGGGUAUCAGUUUCUCGAAAUUUCAGUUCGGCUAGUUCCCGUUGCUUUCAGGAAGUCCAGUGGAUACAGUAUCAUAUUAUAUUCGAAUGAUAUUCCAGUUGAUCUCGAAUCAGCUGUCUGGGAGCGUAUCAGUUUCUCAAAAUUUCGGCUAGUUCGGCUAGUUACUGUUGCUUUCAAAAAGUUCAAUGGAUACUGUAUGCUAUCGAAUGAUAUUUAUUUAUAUACUGUAUGCUAUCGAAUGAUAUUUAUUUAUUAGGUUAGCACAAACAAUACAAUGAUCGCAAAAGAAAAACGGGCUAUUGCCAAAACUUCUUCAAUUUCCUAAUUUAGUUUCAAAUUAUCCGAAUAUUAUACAUAGGCUAUGUCCAUUUCAAUUUUCUACACCAAAUCACAAUCUGAGAAUAUAGAUUAGAAUAAAACAAACAAUUUUAAAUUUAGAUAGAGUGAUAGUAAAACUUUUGUAAAAACAUGAAACAAACUUUAAAUUCACAAAAUAAAGAAUAAAACCACUUAUAUAUAUUAGUAAUAUUUUUCUCAUAAUACCAGCAUAUUGCCAUCUAAAAGCAGAAAUCUAAUCUGUUUUUAUGACAGUUUUCCUUUUGCUAUUUAGUUCUUCGGUAAAUAUAAUUAUUCAAUAACAGAAGUCCUUAGUUCUAUUUAUAUAGCUUUCAUUGUUUAUUCGAAUUAAUUAUUAUUAAAAACCCAACCCUGUAACCUACUAUUUUACCUUUUUAACAUAAUUAGCUCUCAUUGAAUUAAUUAUUGAAAACCCAACCCUUUAACCACCCAUUUUACCUUUGAAACAUACUAAAAAUAUCCUUUUGAGUUGUCGUAAUUCUGUGAGAUUCUACUAACUAAACGGCUUAACUUCCCACUUGUUUCGGUUUCACACGAACUGGUAAAAAUAGGCACUAGAUGAACUGAUAUCAAGAGGAACUGAGCCCCUCCCGUUGGAAUCUGCAUCGAUAGUGUAAAUUGGAGUCGGUUUGUGACUUGAUUAGUCGCCUUAAACUGGAUUCCCACGUGUCAGUGGUACAGUGAAAAUAUUAUCCCUAUAACUUCCAAUGGGACUAUUCACUCGCUCGGCCGUGUUGAGUGUGAAUAGUCCAAUCAGGACUCAUGGAGAUUAUAUUUUCACUGUGCCGAACACUUCUACUGAUACUGAUAUGAAGGAAUCAAGCUUCAGGCGCCCAAUGACCAGUUUCAGCAAGCUCGGUCACGGCAUUACGUGGUCAAAAAUAAGGUACCGUUUUGAAUUGAAUUCAAUUGAAAACUUGUUUACAGCGAGUGCACUGGAUCAUAAAAUGGUUUCUAAGGCGAUAAAUCCAGUGCACACUUGAAAAGUAUACCCGGCUUGACCAUGAUCAAAUCUAACUGAGCUUGCUGAAAUCGGGCAUGAGCCAGAUUAUGACUUUAUUAGAUUCAAAACAUAGAGGAGCAGUGAAGGUAGAGUGUAGCUGAGAGUGUUGAAAUAAUGCGUGUAUCUAAAUGUCCCCGCAUUCUUCUACCUUCUAUCCUACCUUCGCCGCUCCAGUAAGUUAUGAUUGUGGAUAAAUUCAUGAUUAUUAUUCAUCAAAAAAUGAGAGAGGUACAUGAGAGUCAACAUCCAACUAAUGUCUAUUAAUAAUAGCUUUUACAGUAACAAUAAGAUAGCUAUUAUACUGUAAUGUUUAUCCAAUGAUUUGGGACAAAAAUCUUCAUUGAUCUGCAAAAUUCUAGUGAAUUUUAAACUUCACUUUAGAAAACUCAAUUUUAAACUGUCGAGUGUGCAGUUUAUAGCAAUGAUUGCUUACAUUUGUUGAACUGCUACUAGAUUUUAGAGAUACUUCUAAAAUUUAAAGAUUAUUUACAACAGUUCUAAAAAAGUGACCAAAACGUUAUUUAGAACUUCAAAAGUUAGUCUUUAGAAAUGAGAUGAAGAUAACUUUCAUAUUAAAAUAAAAUUCAAAUCUUUAAUGUCUUAAAAUACAUUAAUAUUGUACUAAACUAUUUAAAACACAAUUUGGUCUUGGUCGAAUUUAUUUAUUCUUUAUGGUUUAACAAACUCAAGAAAGUUUAACUCCUGCUUUAAGGCAGGAAUAAUAUUAAAAUGUUAUUUUUCAUUAUUUUCUAUCUAUUGUGUGAAAAUUGGUAUUCUAUUUUUCCGUAUAUUAAUAGGUACUCAGAUAUUUCUAUCUUGCAGCUAAUCUCUUGUUAUUAAUAUAUAUUAGCAUAGUUAAUAUAAAUUGAUAUUUAUAUUAUAAUAUGUUGAUACCAUUUCAUAUUAUUAUAAUGUAUUGUGGGUGUUUUACUAUUCCCACAAAUUCAUUUUAUCUAUUGAUAAUUUUUAAUGAGAAGAGGAACUAUGUUGGGUAUGAAAUUUAAAAUUUUACCAUUUUACAUUGUUUAUUUUCUAUCACAAUAAAAGUUGAAAGAACUUUAAAAGUGCCUUACAUUGAAUUUAAGGCUUUCGAUAAGAUUGUAAUCAUGCGCAAAUCAUUUUCUUUCAAGGCUUAUAAAAGUAUACACGUGUUUAUUAUAAACAUAAACUCUAGCAUUUCAAAGAACUUAACGGUUUUGAGAUAUUUUUGUCGAUUUGAGGUGAAAUGAGAUAAGAAAUCUAUGUUUUGAACAAUUUUGCAUAACUUGGUUUGAUUAGAUAAAUAUAUAUCAUUUUGUUCUAUGAUUUGAUAUGAGUUACAAAAACUUGAAACUUUUCAAGGAAAAUGAAUAAUAGAACAAAAGUGCAUUGUUUUGAUUUUUCUACUUCUGGCACUGGUAUAUUAUUCUAUAAUUUAUAAGAAAGGAUACCGUUUUAUCUUAUAAAUUGUAAAUUAUUUCCAUAGAACUAUUGAUUUAUGUUAAUUAACAAUCAUCCUAUUAUUUCAUCAAUUAUAAAGAAGGGCAAAUUCAAUGAAUAAAUCUUUGAAUUUGCGUAGAGUAUUGUUGUAGGAAUAAUUUAAUGAAAAAAAUGAAAACUGGUGCUCUACUAAUGUUAUUUUUCUGUUCUUUUUCCAACUAAGUUUUACACCAAACUAUGCAUAAUAUUCAUGUUUUUUAUCACGUUUUUCAUUUGAAAUUAAAUUAUGUAAAUUAAUGAAUUCACGCGUAUCUUAGUUAAUGUGAUAUAUUGUUGUAUAAUAUUAGAAUUGCAGAUAAUUUGAUUUCUAUAUCAGUGAUUGAUGUAUUUUCAUUACCUAGUUUAAAAAAAUUAAUUCACUUUGUCAAUCAUUCGUUGUCAAAGAAAUUCUAUAUGUUCAUCAUUAGUUGUGUUGAUUUCUGGUGUAAGUGGAUUGAUGUAUUGAGAGUUAUUGUCGACCAUUAUUUAAACCAAUAUUUUCUGUUGAUUUGUCCUUAUUAGCUGAAAAUUGAUAACGCCAUGUUUUAGAGUAAUCAUGAUAAUAAUAGGUACAAUAAUUAGUAAUAGUAAAAUAAUCUGUAAAAUAUUUCAAUUCAAUUUUGAACUUUAUAUAAAUGGGAUUCAGAGGCGGAAAUCUACUUGUUAAGGAAGUGUAUAUUUUUAAAAAUAAUUAAAUAUGAAAUUUUGGAAUAGGUUUUCCUAAUGCUAGGAAAAGAUCUUCAUUAUCGAAGAAUUGUUUAUCCUAUCAAUUCGUUCAGAAUACCAAGUCAAUUUAUGGAAUUACAUCAUUUUUUCACAUCAUUAAUCUUGUGUUUUAUUCCCAAAUUAUAUCAUCAAUAAUUGUGUUUUCACAAUGAAAAUAUAGAUUGUAUUCAAAGCUUAUGAACUAUGAUUCAUUUUCAUAUGAGUAAUUAAAAUAAUUUUCUAAAAUAAUUGAAAAUGAUGAUGUUGGUAGAGUAUUGAGUUUAGUGUGGAUUGGGUAAUUUCUAUUAAUUUAUAUGAUGGAUAUAAUAGUUUUCCUGGAUGUAAAUAACAUUAAUUUGAAUGAUUGAUAGACGAGAUUUAGAGCGGGAAAUAACCCAAGCUAUGACAUAAAUCUGAAAAGAAAAUAUGCUUUUAUUAGUAAGUGAAGCGAAUGAUAGCCAUACAGUGAAAAUAAAUAAGAAUCUGAUCAAGAAUACAAAGAAAGGAAACAAAAUUUACAUAAUCUACGGAAAUUAUCUUUGCUCGACUAAUUUUAAUAGAUAUUAUUGUAAAUUUGUGAGUUAAUAGGCUACUGUUACUAACAAUAUUAUUAUUAACGUUGUUCAACAUUUUAUAUAUUAUCCCACUGCUAAUAUUCUAGUCAUAUCAAUUCAUAACCAAAUAACAGUAAAAUAUCUGUAGUGAUUGUUAUUAAUAUUCAAUUUAUUUUGUUCUCAAAUAUUCUGUACAUUUGAUAUCAAAGAGGUUGUAUAAAACACUUGACAAAAAUAAAUAAUACUGAAGAUCCAGAUUAAAAAGAGGCGCAGCUGAUAAACUUAUAAGAUAUAAAUUAACAAACUAAUAUGUAAAUAAUACAUUUUUAUUUCAAAAUAAUUGCUGAAUAAUAUUCGUUAAGAGGGUUUUAUUUAUGUAAGUGGGUAAUAAAAAGACCCCUUAAUGACGGAUCUUCAAAUAUGUACGCUGAUCUAACGCCAAUGUGUCUACUUUAUUGUACAGCCUCUUUGGUCAGCAUUAACAAAUAAAGGUGUAAUUUUUGUACUGUACAUUGUUAUACUUAAGACCCAAGGCUUUUAUCUAAUGAAUGAGUAAAAUACUGCUUUUAUGAGCAACCAACUACUCCAAUGAGAUUACACUGUGAUUUUUGCAAGUGCUUUUCUUGAUAAAAA